Messenger RNA from Triticum aestivum (bread wheat), 1783 nucleotides. RefSeq lists its product as uncharacterized. Lineage: Eukaryota; Viridiplantae; Streptophyta; Magnoliopsida; Poales; Poaceae. The transcript is spliced from 3 exons. The record is from RefSeq and is a predicted model, not a curated record. Gene Ontology annotation, molecular function: protein binding. Bases 259 to 1485 code for a protein of 408 amino acids.
CGCCCCCUAGCUCAUAGCCCUACCUGAAGGGAAGGACAGGGCGUGCGCCGCCGUUCAGCCGGCAGCUUGACACCGUCCCCGUCGGCGGCCACCGCUUUGCCUCCCGAUUUGAGCUCCGGCUUUCUAUCUCCUUCCUUCCCUCUUAGAGAUCCACCGAUUUCUUUUCUUUUCUUCUCUCGUGGAAACCCUAGCUUGCAUUUUACUACUUGCUUGUAGUGGAGCGGCGACAGUAAGAAGCCGUGAGAGAGAGGGGGAUUGAUGAUGGAUGCUGAUGAGAAUGAGAUCCCCCAACCCGAGGAGGAGAAACCAUGCGUGGAUCUCGAGUUGCAGCGAUACACCCCGACAUCGAUGGUGGCCGCGGUAGCCAAGGUGCUCGACGACAGCGACCUCCUCGUUGAGAUCCUUCUCCGUGUCGCGUUCCCCACCGCGCUCGUCCGCGCCGCACUCGUCUGCAGGCGCUGGUUCCACCACGCCUCCAACAGCCGGUUCCUCCGCCGCUUCCGCAAGAUCCACCCGCCCCGCCUCCUCGGCUUCUACGCUUUUUUCGAGCGUGCACGCUUCAUCCCGAUGCAGCCUCAACCCCCGGAGCUUGCCGUCGUUGUCCGCCACCUUGCGAGCUGCAGGUUUGCCUACUACAUCAACAUUGAGGACUGCCGCAAUGGCAAUAUCUUAACCAGCGGCCGACGAGGAGGAGUAUGGACGUAUCAAGUCUACCACCUGUUGUGCCCUGAGAGAGAUAUGCCCAUCAUCCCACCACUCCCUUGUGUCGAGACCGGAAUUUACUACAUUCUCGCUGAAAUCCUCUCCAGAGAAGAAGGCGAUGGACUGUCCUAUUUCUAUUUGUUGGUGGAGCCUGCCAAGGAGACAAAGAAGGUCAUGGUGCGCCUAUAUGUGUUGCAAGAUGGUGCCUGGUGCAUGCUUACCUUGGCCACAAACCAGCUCCAUUGUCCGCGGCCAAGGCCAAAGCCUGUGCUCGUCCACAACAAAAUCUAUAUGGCGGCCGCCCAAAGUGACGACAUUAUUGUCUUGGAUUUGACUGACUCAAGUUUCUCCACGAUUCACCUCCCACAAGGAGUGGAGUAUGCCUCUUCAGAAAUCAUGUUGUCACGGACUGAUGAUGCUUCUGGUGUAUAUCUCAUUCAUGUCCGUCCCAAGGAGUUUCAACUUUGCGUAUGGCUCCACAAGGGGGGGCAACUGGCUGCUGGUAGAUACCACAUCUAUUUGCAUGAGAUGCGUGCUAUUUUGGGGAAGAAAGAUCACCCGUAUGUGCUUAUAGGGAAGGUGGGAGACGAUGCUCAGUUUGUAUUUUUAAAGGUUUCUCGAUACAUAUUCUACUUGGAUAUCAAGUGCAGGACACUGCGUAAAGUAUAUGAGGAGACAGAUGAUGAUCGAUGUUAUGGCGGCGUCCAUCCUAUUAUGAUGAUUUGGCCACCCACAUUCCCUGCCCUCAAGGAUGAUCCUAAAAGGAACAGGAGUGCCAUGUGAAGAACAAUUAUAUCAAGAAGCUUUUGGACAGGGCCUCGUCAAGGAAUAAAUAGCAGAGAGCUGCACUGCCUUAAUAGCAGCAGGUCCACUGUAACCUGCACUUGCACUAGAUUAAUCAGGAUGCUAUGUAACUAAAGCAAGCAGGUGCCCUGCAUGAUACACAGAUACUAGUCUGAUCCGCUUGCCUAUUCAUGGACCCGCCCGCUUGUUGUUAUGCGUGAUAUUUGCAGAAUCAGUCACCAUUGUUGAAUCGAAUCGGUUCCAAGUUAGUGAUGUGGUUCUAACGCGGCAGUAGAAC